GGGGAUAGUUGGCCAUGUUCUCCCCCAGCUGAAGCAGACAGUCCGAGAAACCUUUAAACACCGAGUCACAUUGACCAGCACUGACCAGCACCGUCUGCAACACAGAGACUGCAGGAGAGGAGGGGGGAGGAAGAGGUCACAGAAAGCGACGACCUUUGACCUCUGACCUCAGCAGUGAUGAUAGAAGAAGAUGGGCAUCAUGUAACGAGAGGAAGCAGUGUGUGUAUAUAAACCGAUGAAGCUGAAGUCAUUCUGAUCAUCUGAUCAGAUCUGAUCGUCAGAGACUCGACAGACGAACCUCCCUCCUUCAUCUCAGUGACGACCAUGUCUCAGUCAACCAGCACCUACAGGGGGCGCUACACCGAGCCGGUGCCGACGUCGAACCUCUCGACCUUAGAGGAAGAUUUCCCAGAGUUUGAACCUUUUGAUGACGCCGGCACUGAGGCGGGGCCCAGAUCGCACGCACCUGCUGCAGGGGCUCUGUCGGUGCAGAACAUCGACAUGUAUCAGCAGGUGAACAAACCGAACCACUUCACGUCCGCCUACGACAUCGAGAACCUGGUGGUGCGACGUGGUCAGGAGUUCGUCAUCAGAGUGACCUUCAGCCACCCGCCGACCCCCGAGGACGACUUCCAGCUCGAGUUCCUGAUCGGCUCCGACCCCUCGGCCAAUAAGGGCUCCCUGGUGGUGGUGACGUUCGGCGCCCGUCGCGGCGGCCCGUGGUCGGGUCGCAUCAUGGAGAAUCAGGGUCAGACGCUGGUGCUGGGCGUCACCCCGACGCCGGACGCCAUCGUGGGGAAGUUCCGUACGUACGUGGCCAUCGUGGCGGGCAGCGGCCUGCAGAGGACGAAGAGGGACCCACAGACCGACCUGUACGUCCUCUACAACGCCUGGUGUCCAGAGGACACCGUGUUUCUCCCUGAUGAGGCAGAGCGGAGGGAGUACGUCCUGAACGACUACGGUGUGAUCUAUCAGGGCUCGGCCGGAUCUGUUGCACAACGCGACUGGAUGUAUGGACAGUUUGAGCGAGGCAUCUUGGACGCCUGUAUUUACAUCCUGGAUGCGUCUCGGAUGCCGAUCUACAACCGAGGCAACGUCAUCAAACUGGUCAGGAGGGGGUCCGCCAUGAUCAACUCACAGGAUGAUAACGGUGUGCUGGUGGGGAACUGGAGUGACGACUACUCCAUGGGCAAGGCUCCGACAUCCUGGACCGGCAGCGUCAAGAUCCUGCUGCAGUACGUCAACACUGGAGUCCCCGUCUGCUACGCCCAGUGCUGGGUGUUCGCCGGAGUCUUCAACACCUUCCUUCGUUGCCUCGGCAUCCCAGCGAGGGUCAUCACCAACUUCUCCUCCGCCCACGACAACACGGGCAACCUGAAGACUGACCUUAUCUUCAAGCCCGAUGGGACGCCGGACAAACGCCACACCAGGGACUCCAUCUGGAACUACCACUGCUGGAACGAGGUGUACAUCGUCCGUCCCGACCUGCCGCCUGGCUUCAGUGGAUGGCAGGUGGUGGAUGCCACGCCCCAGGAGACCAGUGACGGACAUUUCCGCUGUGGUCCAGCCUCAGUCGCUGCCAUUAAAGAAGGUCUGCUGUGUCACCCGUUUGACGCCGGAUUCGUCUUCGCUGAGGUGAACAGCGACGUGGUCUUCCUGAAGCGGGAUCGCUAUGGGACUCUGACUCCGUUCAAGGUGGAUAAGACUCACGUCGGUCAGGCUGUUUACACCAAAGCUGUGGGCAGCUCAUCAUCGAUGGAAAUCACACACACCUACAAGUAUCCUGAAGGUAGUGCAGAGGACAGCAGGUCUACGUCUCGGGCGGAGGAAUACGGCUGUGAGAGGGAUCACUCUGAGCUGCCUGACGCUCAGCUGUCUGUCACCAUCACCGCCAACCCGUGCUCCCUGGGUCAGGACUUGAACCUGAUGGUGGAUUUCAACAACCAGGGUGAACUCUCCCGGACCGUCCACGCUCACCUGGCCGGCUCGGUCGUCUUCUACACCGGAGUCACAGCCAAUCACUUCAAAGAUCAGGACUUUGUCGUCACUGUGGCGGCUUUCCAGAUGGAGCGUGUGAUGCUGAAGAUCACGGCUCAGGAGUACAUGCCUCACCUGGGCUCUCAGCUCUGCCUCCACUUUGUUGUGACUGGACAGGCUGACGACCAAUCAGUGACCGCCAUCAAGGUGAUCGACCUGGUGACCCCAAAACUCACGCUGGAGGUGAGCGGUCAGCCUCAGGUGAAUCGGGAAAUGUUUGUGACCGUCUCCUUCACCAACCCCUUCAGCUUCCCCCUGGAGAACGUCGACCUGUCCAUGGAGGGACCUGGACUCAUGGGCGACAGGACUCGUCACUACAGCGUCAUCGAGCCUCAGGCUUCGAUCUCCUGGAUGGAGUCGUUCGUCCCUCGGCUGGACGGACCUCGGCGCAUCGUAGCGGUGAUGGACAGCAACACCGUGCGUCAGGUGUAUGGAGCUGUUGAUGUCAUCAUCUCACCCUGAGAUGAUUGGCUAACAGAAUGGUGACCCCCCCCCCCCCCACACACCCAAUACUUUCCACCAAUCACAGCAGCCUCAGACUUAGUGGGCGGAGCCAACAAACAGCACCUCUAACCUCUUUUAAUCAUUUGUUUUUCUUCUUUAAUUUCAUUCAGACACAUCGAGGUCACAUCAUUGUUAACGUACAUGAAACCACAGAGAUCAGACUCACUGAUACUGCAAAUUAUUAGAUUCUUUAUCUUUACUAGAUGCAACCUUUAUUUGGUAAAUCUGAGAAACUGGAGGACAUUUUAAAUUGAUGCAGUGAUUUGAGUGAAAGCCAUAUUUUAGCCUCAUAAAAAAUUCAGAUUUCCCUUUGUUGGACAAACCAAAGCUACACAACCAACAUUUAUGCUGUUUUUUGUUAAUAAUAACGUAAAAUUAAAUCAGUUUAAAUCUACUUAGUCUACUCAGUUAAACUGCACUGAUUUUAAAAGGGGAACUUAAUUCACAAUAACUAAAAGCAGCAUUCACAGACUUUUACAUUUGAACUUUUUGUGUUUUCAUUGAAUAUAAAUUGAAAUGAGUUUUUUUCUCCGAGGUAAAUUAAAUUAGAAUAAAAGCCUCUUCCUGAUGAAAAGUGAUUUGAAAACAGUGAUGUGGACUCAGAAGUUCUCCUCCAUCACACCUCUGCUCUGACAGGAUGAGUUGAUAUCAAAUAUUAAUCGAUCCUGACGCCUUUCAAUCAAUAACCACCACCAACACUCAAACAGAGUCGACAGUGAGGAGCAGGUUUAUUUUUAUUUCAGUCUCUUAUCAGGUUAAAACUGAUGUGAUCUUAUCUUUUUCUUCUUCUGCUUUGUUCCUUUAACACCAGUUUUUAUUGAUUCUGAACAGACUAACAAAUAAAGCAUUUUCA
This is a messenger RNA of Lates calcarifer (barramundi perch), 3394 nucleotides long. Its product is annotated as coagulation factor XIII A chain. Gene Ontology annotation, molecular function: protein-glutamine gamma-glutamyltransferase activity. Lineage: Eukaryota; Metazoa; Chordata; Actinopteri; Centropomidae. Gene Ontology annotation, biological process: peptide cross-linking; blood coagulation, fibrin clot formation. The coding region runs from base 325 to 2499 and encodes 724 amino acids. The record is from RefSeq and is a predicted model, not a curated record. The transcript is spliced from 20 exons.